Messenger RNA from Melampsora larici-populina 98AG31, 399 nucleotides. RefSeq lists its product as uncharacterized. The record is from RefSeq and is a predicted model, not a curated record. Lineage: Eukaryota; Fungi; Basidiomycota; Pucciniomycetes; Pucciniales; Melampsoraceae. The transcript is spliced from 2 exons. Bases 1 to 399 code for a protein of 132 amino acids.
AUGGAAAACUCACAAGAUAUCAGUUUAACACAACAGACAAAAGACUUCAAUAGAAUAACAAGGUCAAGACCAGGAAACAAAGAUGAAAAAGAACAACAAGAGAAUCAAGAGGCAAGUGGAAGCAAACCAAGAGGAAGAGGAAGAGAAAGCGGUAGAACAUCAAAGAAAGUAGAGAUGAAGGAAGAAGGAAGAGUAAGACACCCAAAAGAAGAAACGACGUCAGAAGAAGAAAGUGGAAGUGGUGGUGAAGAGGAAAAAGAAAACAAAGAAGUAGAGGUAGAGAAAGAAGAGCUUCUAACGGAAUUGUCCGACAAGAAUGAAGAGAGAGGAGGCUUAGGAGCGGAAGGUGACAACAGAAGUGAAAGCGGGAUAGGACUUUUGGCUCGAGAUAUCAUUUAA